CGAACUCCUCUUACUCGCCCACCACCAGGCACCCAUGGCCGCCGUCGUCGCUCCUCCUCAGGAUACCCCCUCUGCCGCUGCCGCAGUAGUCGGCAAUGGUCCGUUCGCCAACGAGGAGCCAGUACCGGACAAGAUUAGCGCAUAUUACAGCCUUGUCUUCCCUAACUUCACCUAUUAUCUCCAAACUCUGAACGUCACUAUCGGACGGCGCUGCAUCCCUGCAAAUACCGCAUCUACAUCCGACAGUCCUCAGGUUGAUGUUGAUCUUGGCCCGCUCAAGAGUGUUUCACGCCUUCACGCCAAGAUCGAGUAUGACGAAGACGAAGAGCGUUUUGUUCUCAUCGUGGUUGGCAGAAACGGCGCUUGGGUUGACGGAGUCUGGUCUGGGAGUGGUAGCAGAGUGCCAUUGGGUGACAGGUCGCAAAUACAAAUAGCGUCGCGCACUUUCCACUUUGUCCUGCCCCCACCUCCUGCGCCGCCCGAGGAUUCGCCCUCACCUAGCUCUCAUUCGUCGGUCGAACACCGGCCACGCUCGCCGUCUGUUGACGUUACGUCUAUCGAUGUAACGUCUAUCUCUCCGCCUUCUUCCAUUCCGCCUAACUCUCCGCCGGUUUCCGCCACUGUACCCUCACCACCUGAGAAGGUUCCACCACUACCGGAACCUCAGUUACCCAACUCGAACUCUAUAACGAGACUGAAGCUAAAUAAGAAGCGCAAGAAGCCAGAUGCUGAUGCCCUCCCACGAGUCAAACCGGACGUAAUGCCACCGAAGCCACAGUACACUUACGCACAGCUGUGCUACCGUGCCAUCAAAGCUCUUAGCGGGCGAGCGUCACUUCAGGACAUUUGCCAAUGGAUACAGGAUUCGUACGAGUGGUACAAGUAUUCCGACAAGGAUUGGGAGAGUUCUGUACGACACAACCUCUCCUCCAACCGUGCAUUCAAGAAAGUCGAACGCGGCCCAGACGAGAAGGGCAAGGGCGCCCUUUGGUCAGUGGAUCCCCAGUUCGAGCACACGUUUGAGGAACAGGAGGCUCGUAAGCAGGCUGAGGCGAAGGGCCUUGGCAAGAAAGGCAAAGGUGUUCCUCUCGACCCUCCGCUGAAGCGCAGUGUGAAAGGCGACGCCAAAGGGCCACUUCCUCCCCCACUGACGUCUACACCCCUGAUCUUGAAGACAUCUUUCAGCCACACGAUGAAUGCUAGUCCUCUACCUACGAGAAGCGAGUCAGCACCGACGCCUGCACUUCCUCUUCCGGCGAACACAGCGCCCACUCUUCCGCCACCGGACUCGACACAGCCCACUCCCGGCGUGAGUGGCCUCGCACAGCCGGCAGCAGCGCAGGCGUCAGCUUCGCCGGCCGCGCAGGCGUCUUCUAUCCCUCCCAUUCCUCCGUCUGUCCGUCUUCCGAUAGUUGUUGGCGCUGUCCCUUCAUCUUCACCCGAGGCUUCUAACGCUGAUCCUAAGCCCAUUGUUCUGCACCAGAAUACUCUCAUACUCAACCCAACGAUCUUCUCGCAUCUCACCCCGCAGCAGCUCCGCGACCUCGAAGCCCUGGGCGCCCAGAAAGCACUCGAGAUUCUGCAGGGCUACAUCGUGCGCUUCUACAAGGAGAAACUUAGGGCUGAGGGUGGUCGAGGUCGCGGCAGGGGGCGCGGCAGACGGCCGAGAGGCGGAGGAUCACAGGGUCCUACUCGAUCACAGGCAUCGGAAGGGUUGUUUGUCAUGACUCCCCUCCCCAAUCGCACGGUGAAGCCCGAGCAGAGCAGCACCCCCGAGGCUCCGCCAAUGGCCUCCUUACAGCCGCCCACGGAGCGGGCAGAGUCUCCGGUUAUUAUUAUCGACGAUGACGAGGACGAGGAUGCUCGUGUCGCCAAGCGACCACGCUUGGACGAAGAGGCCCCUGAUCGUUGUUGAGCACAUGGAGACAUUUUGCCACAUUUCAUAGACUUUCACUAGAGCACUCUCGUUUGGGUACGUUUGUGUGUACUAUUAGCCUUGACUCUGUCUGUUUUCCUUCGUGAUGGUCGCGACAGCCUCACACAAGACCAGGUCUUUUCAGUAUCUUAGCCACGCCUAUUCAGCAACGUAUCAUAGUGGUCAUCUAAUGGACGUAUCCUUGGUCAACUUACGUUGAGCUCGGAAAGUAAUCAUAUGUGCGACUACAGGACAGUGUAUAGAUGUCGACAAAAAUUAUUGCAUAAACGAUGUAGGGUAUAUUUCGAACUAAUUUUGAGAUCUUAAACAAGGAAACAUGGAAAUAGAGUCAUGCAGAAGCAGUGGAACAUAUCAUUCUUCGUAUUCCAAAUGCGCGCCGCGGUGUUGUAAGACGCCAAGCGGAGUCCGUCUACUGCGGCUUCUGCGCUUGCAUGCCUUCCACCAGCCUCUUUUUCACCACCUUCGUAACCUCUUCAAUGACUCGCACCAAGUCUAACCCUUUCUUCUCCCACUGAUCGUCGACUUCGUAGCCCUUGAACGUGACAAGGUGUGCAUAGAGCUGGGUCCUCUGUGAGUUCG
Molecule: messenger RNA, 2515 nt
Organism: Phanerochaete carnosa HHB-10118-sp
Lineage: Eukaryota; Fungi; Basidiomycota; Agaricomycetes; Polyporales; Phanerochaetaceae
Exons: 3
Coding region: 35-1915 (626 amino acids)
Biological process (GO): regulation of transcription by RNA polymerase II
Molecular function (GO): RNA polymerase II cis-regulatory region sequence-specific DNA binding; DNA-binding transcription factor activity, RNA polymerase II-specific; protein binding
Source: RefSeq, a predicted model, not a curated record